This is a messenger RNA of Neurospora crassa OR74A, 1175 nucleotides long. RefSeq lists its product as hypothetical. NCBI's taxonomy places the organism in Eukaryota, Fungi, Ascomycota, Sordariomycetes, Sordariales, Sordariaceae. The transcript is spliced from 2 exons. The record is from RefSeq and is a predicted model, not a curated record. Bases 302 to 985 code for a protein of 227 amino acids.
GCCCACUGCACCAGACUGGAACAUCCCCGCGCAUCCAAGUUCAACAACGUCAACAUCGCUUCCCUCGACUCGGAUAGGAACCUCGAAAUAGAUUCACGACACAGGCGGAACUACCUCGAUUGAGAUACUAUUGCAAUCACAUCGAAGUACUGCAACCUGAGCCCUCAGAUAGACGGUACUCAAGCACUUCAUCUAUCCUCUGCCACCCGUCGUGGUCCCAGUCCUCAAGGUCCUUCGUCCGGCCUGAAACAUCACUUCUACCUCUCAGCCUCGCAGAAUUCCCCUACCACAACUCUUCAAAAUGCACGACAACCGAACCCAUCCCCUCCUCCAACAACUCCCCCUAACCGUCUCUCCCUUCGUCUCCCUCCCCUCCUCCGUCACUUUACCCUACACUUACAAGCCCAUGCCAAGCGCCCUCCCGCCCUCUCCAUCCGGCGUUGGCGUCAACACCCCCAACCAAUCCGAAGGAGGCGACCCAACAGCAUCAGCGUCCUCCAACAACAAACCAAAAUACAUCAUCUCCCCUGCGUCCGGUCACGCCGCCCACCCAGACGACAUCAUCGCCUCAUGUCAAGCUCUACAAGCGCACGUCGCCAAGUUGCAGUCUGACGCCAGCGCGGAGCUGAAGGCUUUCGAGGAGAGAAUCAAGAAAAGGGAGCUGGCUGAGAAGAGACGGGUGGCGCCGGGGUGGUUGGAUAGUGAGGCGAGGUUGUUGGAGCCGGAGCGGAAGGGUGGGAACUCCAGCUCCACCAAAGGAGGGAAUGGUGGAGGGAGUUUGCUGGAUGCGCAAGAUGGUGAGAGUGACGAGCAGCAGGGAGGAAAUGGGGGGAAGGAUGGCAGUAUCGCUGGGUUGACUCAAAGGUUUGGUGGGCAAGGGUUUGGGUUGGGGCACGGAAAUGGGGGUCCAAGUGAGAUGGCGGUGCCAGAUCAAGGCGAGGAGUUGGACAGGGCGUUUGGGGUGGUGGGGAUGGGUCAAAGGUGAUGGUCUGGUUGCAAGUUUUUGGCGAUGUGAGUUUGCGAUUACGGAAAUCCAGUAUCGGUGACACGAUUCUUUCAAACUCUGCACCACUACCUCAUAGCCCGGCGAAGUAUCGUAGCAAAAUAGGUUGGGGAGCGAACAGGUGGCCACAAAGACAUUUGAACAUGGAGAGGCGGAUGUAGUUGACGACCUG